UUCACUCUCGUAAAAGGUUAAGUUAUGCCACAAUGAAGGUCAAAAAUGCCUAUCAGAUGAGUCAAUAUGUUUUUUAUUUUUUCCUUUUUCCAUUGACUCUAAGUACGUUUCUUGAUGUUUUAUCAUUUUGUUUCUGGUUUCUCUUUUGGUGGUGCCUUGGGAUUCGAUUAAGAUCAUUGAUUCUCUUCGUUUCUUAAAUUAGGGAUGUCUUUUGACUAGACAGGGUGAAGUUGAGGACAUAAAAGGUCGUUUACCGCAAGCUGCAAGGAGGAAAACAGGAAAAAAGGCACCAUAGAAGCAUGGGCGAAAGGAAUCGGUGCCGCCAAGGGGGAGCUCAGUUUGUGGAGAGAGUAGGCAGGUAUCAUAGGAAAGACGACCAAGUGGACGCACAACAGCUCCAGCUCCAACUAGAAGAACUUCACGCCACACCGACGGAUCAAAAACUAGCCCGAGAAAAACAGCCUAGCAGGAGAGGUGCGCAAAAAAUGGAGGGGCUAAGAAGGACCGAUCACGUAGGUCCAGUCCAAAGCAAUAUGAGAAAAAGGAUCUCCCAAUUAGCACAGAUGAUGACGAGGAGAAUGAGCCUCUUGCCAAGAGGAUGUGCCAACUGUAUAACCAAAGGGUUGACCAACAAAAACCAAGUGCUGAUCCACCCGAAGGGAACCUCAAUAAGGAUAAUGCUCUCCAAGCAACACCUGUCUCUAGCUUGCCCGAUGCAGGAACACUCUCCGUUGUGUUGGUGCAACAUGAAGAAUGGGAGUUCGAUGGUAAUCCCAAUUUCCUUUCGAACCUAGACCCUGAGAGUGAACAAAUAUGGCAAUACUUUGAGCAACUGCAGAACACGAGGCCACUGCAGACCGUGAUGCCAGCCUUUCCGUCUUGCAAGACUCCUAGCCCACCAAGCAAGAAGAUUUCACCAGACAUGACUCAGACGGAACAGAUGUUUACCCAAUGUACUCCUAUAAAGGUGCAUCCACUGCUAAAAGGGGCGAAAGCUGGACGAGGAUGAUAAGGAGCGAUUGCGGCGAUGGGCUGCCAAUCGUUCGUUGGAGCAGAAUCAGGUUGUGGUAGUAUAUGAAGGAAAGCAACAUCUAUCAUUGAUCCGAGAGGACAUCUGCUCAUUGCUACCCUGGCAUUGGGUCACCAG
This is a messenger RNA of Arachis duranensis, 1147 nucleotides long. RefSeq lists its product as uncharacterized. The transcript is spliced from 4 exons. The coding region runs from base 300 to 794 and encodes 164 amino acids. The record is from RefSeq and is a predicted model, not a curated record. Lineage: Eukaryota; Viridiplantae; Streptophyta; Magnoliopsida; Fabales; Fabaceae.